Molecule: messenger RNA, 717 nt
Organism: Grosmannia clavigera kw1407
Lineage: Eukaryota; Fungi; Ascomycota; Sordariomycetes; Ophiostomatales; Ophiostomataceae
Product: glutamine amidotransferase subunit pdxt
Exons: 2
Coding region: 1-717 (238 amino acids)
Biological process (GO): pyridoxal 5'-phosphate biosynthetic process; pyridoxine metabolic process
Cellular component (GO): cytosol; glutaminase complex
Molecular function (GO): glutaminase activity
Source: RefSeq, a predicted model, not a curated record
AUGGGAAAGAUCAACCGAUCGGCCACGUGCAUCUCUGACGAUUCGUCCAUCGCCAUGGCCGCCCAGACCGUCACUGUCGGCGUCCUCGCCUUGCAGGGCGCCUUUGUCGAGCACAUUUCGCUGCUGCAGCAGGCAGCCGCAUCGUCACCUGGCCUGGCCUUGCGCUCGUUUGACUUUGUGCAGGUUCGCACGGUUGACGAAUUGGGACGUUGUGACGGCCUCGUCAUUCCAGGCGGCGAGAGCACCACGCUCGCGCUCGUGGCCACGCGCUCUGGCCUGAUGGAUGGGCUGCGCCAGUUUGUCGGCGCCAAAAAACCCACCUGGGGCACCUGUGCUGGUCUCAUCCUCCUGGCCGAACGGGUCGACGCAGCCAAAGAAGGCGGCCAGCAGCAUAUUGGCGGCCUCGACGUCUGUGUCCACCGCAACCAUUUUGGCCGCCAGAUCAACAGCUUCGAGGCUGACGUCGAACUGCCCUUUUUGAAGGAUCUCUUCCACGCCGUCUUCAUCCGCGCCCCCGUCGUGUCCGAGCUGCUCGAUCCCGGUCAUGGCCACCAUCCGGUUCGUGUGCUUGGCCGCGUCAAUGGCGACAUCGUGGCUGUCCAACAGGACAAUAUCUUUGGCACGAGCUUCCACCCCGAACUCACCGACGACACGCGCAUUCACGCCUGGUGGCUGGAGCAAUUGUGUGGUGGUACGAAUGAAGGAUGUAUGAUAUAG